AUGUGGUUUAAUAAUGGCAACACAAGAGAUAAAUUUAAAGUUGCUAUAUUUUCAUUGGGUUCUAAAAAGAAAUACAUCAAAAUACAUCUGAAUUCUGGUAGCUACAGAUGCUGUGCAAAACAGAUUAAAUUCUACUGCAUAAAUUAUAAGUCUUGUAAGAAAUAUCCAGAUGAAUAUGGUGUCCCUUCUAUUAUUCCAAACUUCCAGAUCUCUCAAAAUUAUUCAAGGAGCAGUAUGAGUGAAACAUCCACAUCUGAUAACAAAGAAACUUAUCCAGUGCACACAAAAAAAGAGAAUACAAGUCCUUCUGGGCUUCCCACUUUUAAUUGUAACUUGUGUCAAAAAUCAAAUUUUACCAGACAGCAUUUACUGGAUUACUGUAAUAGCAAUCACUUAUUUCAGAUAGUUCCUGUGACAUGUCCUCUUUGCAUAUCUCUUAGCUGGGCAGAUCCUAGCCAGAUUACUAGAAUUUUUUUUAGUUACUUAAAUCAAAGACAUCAAUGUGAUUACAGAGAAUCUGUGAAUCUUCAGCAAGGUGAGGAAACCCACUAUCAAACUGCUGUUGAAUCUCUUCAAGUAAACAUCUGA
Puma concolor (puma) is the source of this 588-nucleotide messenger RNA. The record is from RefSeq and is a predicted model, not a curated record. Lineage: Eukaryota; Metazoa; Chordata; Mammalia; Carnivora; Felidae.